GAAACUUACUGAUAUCCUAAACACACCCUCCGUGCACAAGCCCACAAAUUACUCCCGCACGCCGGGUCAAGUCAUGUCCUUGAUCAGCUCAUUUGGUUUUAACACCCCGGCGGCAGAAACUAAACGCCACUGCAGCACUUCGGCCGUCUCCCGUAGCAAAAUGACGCGGACGAAUAACUCUCUGGGCUCCCCGUCUGUGAUGACAAAGGAGACCAUGAGCUCCCCAGCGCACCCCGCCUCGAAGAAAGGGCUGUGCGGCUUCAUGUUCAGCCCGCAUAACCUGGCAGUCAAUCUGACGCCCUCGCUGUUGAAAACCAGGAAGCGCUUCGAGACCAUGAGUGCGGACAGCACCACCGACACGGAGGGAGGCAUCAGCCCCCUGUGGGAGUUUGAGGAG
This is a messenger RNA of Hippocampus comes (tiger tail seahorse), 397 nucleotides long. RefSeq names its product serine/threonine-protein kinase greatwall-like. The record is from RefSeq and is a predicted model, not a curated record. The transcript is spliced from 3 exons. NCBI's taxonomy places the organism in Eukaryota, Metazoa, Chordata, Actinopteri, Syngnathiformes, Syngnathidae. The annotation marks the transcript as partial.